AUGAAUUGUGCGGAUGAUGCUAUUUUAAUGGCUGAAAACGAAGAUGAUCUACAACGUCUGCUAUAUCGAUUCCAAACAACAGCCGAUAAAUUCAAUAUGAUUAUUUCAUUGAAGAAAACGGAAUCGAUGGUCAUCUCUCGGGAACCUAUCCGAUGCAAAUUGGCCGUCAAUGACAAACCCAUCAAACAAACCUUGCAAUGUACAUAUUUAGGAGUAGAAAUAUCCAGCUGCAAGAACUUGUAUCAAGAAGUACGGACUCAGACGAAUAAAGCAUCCCGAAUAUCUGGAUGCUUAAGACAAAUAAUAUGGAAGAACAAACAUAUGGCAGCAGAAAGUAAAGUCCGUAUAUACAAAACGGCUGAAGGGCCAAUAUUAACAUACGCAGCAGAAACCCGUGCUGAAACUUCCAAAACCAAAUCUAUGAUGAGAAGUACAGAGAUGAAAAUCCUAAGGACAAUAUAG
Messenger RNA from Harmonia axyridis, 462 nucleotides. RefSeq lists its product as uncharacterized. The transcript has a single exon. NCBI's taxonomy places the organism in Eukaryota, Metazoa, Arthropoda, Insecta, Coleoptera, Coccinellidae. Bases 1 to 462 code for a protein of 153 amino acids. The record is from RefSeq and is a predicted model, not a curated record.